ACAGUGUUAAAGAUUUCUUAUGAAAUUCAGGGGAAAAUUAUAAGGAUACAUUACUGGAGACUUUGUAUUUGACUUUCUAUCACGUGCGAUUACAUAAGGAAUAAUCGUUGGCCUUGCAAUGAUGCGUAAAACAUUUGAGACCGAGGCGGUUGUGUAAUUUUAAAAGUUGGGCUGCAGCCAUUCACUGACAGAGACCCCGAAGGGCGAACGCAGUGCAGGCGGGGUGUGAACGCCGCCAUCCGUCGGAGGGAGGACACUUCAGCGUGCAUCCAACCAAUUGAACGCUUAUGUUAAUCUUAACCGGUUUAAAGCCGGUUGAAAGCGCAACAAAAGCGUUUCUGAUGUAGCCCGCUGGGUCUGGGACCGGCUUCCGUGCGCUUAUAGAUCGUGCAUAUUGCGGUUUCCUUUGCUGAUACCGGAGUGCGUCUGCAAAGGCUCAGCGCUGCAGCAUUCAGUUUUCUACUGAGGAAAGGGAAGUUUUGCGCGGUGCCUCGCAAUGUCCUCCGAUGAUGCGCCGGAGCGCAGCCGGCGUUUCUGCGUCCUGUCCUGGGAGCAGGUGCAGCGCCUGGACUCCAUCCUCAGGGAGAGCGUUCCCAUCCACGGCCGGGGCAACUUCCCCACGUUGUCUGUCCAGCCUCAGCACAUCGUUCAGGUUGUUCGGGCACGGCUGGAGGAGAAGGGCUUGGUGGUCCAGGACGUGAAGCUGAAUGGCUCUGCAGCAAGCCAUGUUCUGCAUUGGGACACGGGCUUGGGCUACAAGGACUUGGACCUGAUCUUUGGCUUGAGGCUGGCAGAUGACCAGGCCUUCCGUCUGGUGAUGGAUGUGGUACUGGACUGCUUGCUGGACUUCCUGCCAGCCGGGGUCAACAAGGGACGCCUCACACCCCUGACUCUGAAGGAGGCCUACGUGCAGAAGCUGGUGAAGGUCUGCAACGACACGGACCGCUGGAGCCUCAUCUCGCUCUCCAACAACACGGGUAAGAAUGUGGAGCUGAAGUUCGUGGACUCGCUGCGGCGGCAGUUCGAGUUCAGUGUGGACUCCUUCCAGAUUGCACUGGACUCGCUGCUGCUGUUUAGCUGCUGCUCUGAGACGCCAAUGUCUGAGAGCUUCCACCCCACCGUGCUGGGCGAGAGUGUCUACGGUGACUUCCUGGAGGCGUUGGGCCACCUGCACAACAGGACCAUCGCCACGCGCAGCCCCGAGGAGAUCCGGGGUGGUGGCCUGCUGAAAUACUGCCACCUGCUGGUGAGGGGCUUCCGGGCGGCCUCCGAGGCGGAGAUGAAGUCACUGCAGCGCUACAUGUGCUCGCGCUUCUUCAUCGACUUCCCUGACAUCAGUGAACAGCGACACAAGCUGGAGGCCUACCUGCAGAGCCACUUUGCCGGUGUGGAGCACCAGCGCUAUGCGUACCUGGGCACACUGAGGCGUGUGGUAGACGAGAGCACUGUCUGCCUGAUGGGCCACGAGCGACGACAGACACUGCGCUUGAUCUCAGCGCUGGCGCUGCGCAUGCUGGCUGAGCAGCACGCCAUCCCUGCCUGUGCCAAUGUCACCUGCUACUACCAGCCUGCACCCUACGUGCAUGACGUCAACUUUAGCAAUUAUUAUGUUGCAGUGGUGCGGCCCCUAGUGGCCAUGGGCAGGAACUGCUCUCGGAUCUGGCUGCCUUGCAACUGAGCCUGUGUGGCUGAGGGUAGCAUACAGUGUGACUCCAUAAAUAAAGGGGAUUGACUGUUUCUCUUUUCUCAGAUAUUUUCCUUUCUCCUCUCAAUGUAACCUUACAAAACUUCAACUCUCCUCUUUUGAGCUACUCACAUUCACACGUAGAUUUUCGCUGAUAGUUUGACUUUUUGUAUGUAGCAAGAUGCCGAGGAAGGAGUUGAAGCACUUUUCUUUUUUUACAGUUUUUUUACAGUGGACCAAAGAAGUUUUGUCUAAAAUUGUUUGAGAUAAACAGAGCUAUACAGUCAUGUGACAUUCCUGUAAAGUGGCCCUGUAACAGAUCUGGGUAAUUGUACAUCUGCUUACAGGCAUGGGGCUAUUCAUUCUUAAGUGAUUCAUUAAAAAAAAAAAAAAAAAAACAUAUUGGUGCUCUUGCUGGUCCCCGGUCCCUGCUCUGCCUGGAAUCUGAACCCCUGCGAAGUGUGCUCAUGUUUUGUAUCCUUGUAGAACCUGUGAAGAUCAAGUGCAAGUGGGCUUGGCCAUGUGGCCUAGAGCCAGCGGAGACUGAGGCAGAGCAGACGGGCAGGGCUGCGUGGUGUAGAGCCAGCAGACAUUGAUGGUGGGCAAGCGGGCUAGGCUGUGUGGUGUAAGGCCACAAAAAGUGAGCAUGGGCGGGCGGGUGCGUUUGGCUGCGUGAUGUAGAGCCCGUGGAAACCAAGCGCGAGCAGGCUUUCCUGCGUGGCAUAGAGUCUGUGGAGACGUAGCUUGGGCAGGCUUGGCCGUGUGGCGUAGAACCUACAGAAACCGAGUGUGGACUGGUUUGGCUGUGUGGCGUGAAACAGUAGAGAUUGAGGAUGGGCAAGCUGGUUUGGCCGUGUGGUGCAAGCCUGCAAAAACGGAGCGCAGGUGGGUGGGUAGGUGUUCUUGGCCGCAUGGUGUAGAGCCUGUGGAGACCGAGCA
Paramormyrops kingsleyae is the source of this 2623-nucleotide messenger RNA. Its product is annotated as terminal nucleotidyltransferase 5A-like. Lineage: Eukaryota; Metazoa; Chordata; Actinopteri; Osteoglossiformes; Mormyridae. Gene Ontology annotation, molecular function: RNA binding; poly(A) RNA polymerase activity. Gene Ontology annotation, biological process: mRNA stabilization. The record is from RefSeq and is a predicted model, not a curated record.